Messenger RNA from Parascedosporium putredinis, 912 nucleotides. The record is from the annotation of a GenBank genome assembly. NCBI's taxonomy places the organism in Eukaryota, Fungi, Ascomycota, Sordariomycetes, Microascales, Microascaceae.
AUGUCGUCGUACUUGGAGAGCCAGCGGGCGGCCUUCAAAGGCGCCCUAUCCUCCGCAGCCUCCAAGAUCCAGACCAAGAAGACGAUUCCACGAGCCCCCGCCUCGCCCUCUCCCUCGAUCGGCUCAACCACGUCCCGCAAUGACGCGGCGGCCACGACGGGCACGCCCCCGGGCAAGCGCAAGCGCCAGGACAUUGUCUACUCGCAGCCCGAGAACGUCAACUUUGGCGACCAGAUCGGAACCCAAAUGCAUUUCGCGCUGACGUACCUGCGCGAGAAGAACGAGCCCAAGACUCUGGACGACAUCCUCGGCCACUUGAGUCUGAUGAAGCACAACGACCAGUAUAAGGAGACCUUUACAGAGAUGAUUCGGCGCCAUCCGCGUGUCGAGUUCAUCCCCAACCCCGACGUGACGGAGCAGAAAUGGAACGUCGGCAAAUAUACCUAUCGCCCCAUUAUCCCGGGUGUCAAGGACAAGACGUCUCUCCUCCGAUUUCUCCAGAACCGCAAGGACGCCUCUGGUGUCGCCGUCAAGGAUCUCAAAGACGGUUGGGCCGACUGCGAAAAUACUCUGGCUGAGCUCGAAAAGGUACACAAGAUUCUCGUGAUCCGCACUAAGAAAGAGAACAACCCGAAGCAUGUGUACCUGGACGAUGCCUCCCUCUCGGUCGACAUCGAUUCCGAGUUCAAGAAUAUGUGGCUCCGUGUCCCUAUCCCGAAAACGGAGGAGUUGCCGAGGAAGCUACAGGCUGUCGGACAGAAGCCCACGAGCGAUGACCCAACUGCCGGCGGCAAACUCGUCACUGGGAAGCCCAAGCAGCAGAAGAAGAGGACGACCAAAAGACCUGGAAAGGUCACCAACACCCACAUGGAGGGCGUACUCAAAGACUUUAGCCAUCUUACGAAGCGAUAG